AUGAUAUUUUCCAUUCGAUCAGUGCCAACUCCGUCUGUAUCACCUUUGAGAGAUUUCCAGAUUUUCAAACAAUCAAAAUUGAAGAUCGAUGGAGAAACUGUCGUUUAUUUGGGUAAGGAGACCGUAUUGAAGCUAUUUCAAUUAGCCCCGCUGAUUGCCUACACCAUUAAUAUGCUGAAAACUCAGGAGUUUAAUAAGUAUUUCAACACACUUGUCCAAGAUGUGCGAACCACCAACAUGGAUGUGCGAGACUUCGUGAUCCAACACAUCUCUGAUUUGCCGCAUUCGGAGAACAUCAGGACUGCUAUGGAACUGGCAUACCAACAUCCAAACUUGAAGGAAUUCAACAAGGCUCCAACGCUGAAAUUUUAUUCAGACUAUCCUAACUAUUCUGUAAAGUCAUUGUAA
This is a messenger RNA of Acanthoscelides obtectus, 408 nucleotides long. The record is from the annotation of a GenBank genome assembly. Lineage: Eukaryota; Metazoa; Arthropoda; Insecta; Coleoptera; Chrysomelidae.